AUGCUGGACCCACCUCGAAAGAACGAUUGGACACCUCCCGACUCUAGAGCAGAAUGGUUCGGUGUUUCACUGGGGACAGGCGGGCGGGUGACCGAGCUAAAGCUGGUCGACAACGGCCUCGUCGGGACCCUUCCGAAUGCUCUGGGUGGCCUGGAGAUGUUGCGAUACCUUCAUCUCGGUCGUAACACCCUAUCAGGGACUAUCCCAAGUGGCCUCUCGAGCCUCGGGGCCCUCGAAUGGCUCAACCUUAGUGAAAACGUUCUUACAGGACCGGUGCCGGGGUCUCUGUCCAGUCUUAGUAGACUGGUGGAGCUGAACCUCAGCGCCAACCGCCUUGCUGGCCCUCUGCCGCCAGAGCUCUGCGGCAUGGCGUCCCUCGUUUGUCUCCAGCUCUCCAAGAACGACCUGGAAGGCUUUCUACCGGCUGAGAUUUCGGAGCUAACCUCACUGGUAACCCUGUGUCUGGACCACAACCGGUUUUGCGGGCCGAUUCCGCGAGGGGUGGCGGGAAUGAAGGCCCUGAAGGAGCUGCGGCUGGAUCACAACGUUCUCACGGGCCGGAUACCUUUGGGUAUGGGCAAGAUGAAGUCUCUCAAGAUCUUGAGCUUGUCGAACAACCUGCUCGGAGGGUCCAUGCCGGAGGGACUGAUAGCAAACCUCGGCGCAACCCGGGUGCAGAAGAAUAUCAUGCCUGGCAACCGCCUGGCGGAUGUCGACACCCUUCGUCUAGUGUGGGAAGCGCGUGACGGGUUGAAGAAAGGGCGAGAGACGAGAGACUACAAGACGGCCAAGUUCGUCGAGGCGUGCUUUGAGGCUGCGCCACAGAUGCUGCUCCAGACCGUCGCGGUAGUGUCCCUGUGGAACGACAAGGAGGCCGACAAUUCCGACAUGUUCGUGGCCUUCUCGAUUAUGAACUCCGUCUUCUCCGUCUCGUGGGAGACCAUGUCGGCUCUGGACAGAGGGUGGGCGGAAGAGAUGGUCGAGGAGCGGGCCAGACAGGGGACAUCCUGGCCCUGCGGAGCGUCAGCUCACCGCUGGCUCGUGCUCUUGAGCCUGUGGGUGUUCCACGUCGGGUUACGGGGGUCAAGCCUUGCCGUGCUGGCUCUAACGCUCCGAGGGUGGUCGGCUCUCGUGAUGGCGGGGGUUUGGGGCGCGCGGGUUGCCAUCGCGAAGGCAACGGAGGCGUCUGACCUCAAAACUACCAAGGUUCUGAUUAAAGCCCUUGCAGCAUGUCUGCUCGAUUCCAUCUGGGACAGCAAGUCUGCCUACAUCGCCGCAUCGGUGUGCACUUUGCUUGAGUCGAGCACUUUCUUCGUUGUGGCCUCGUUAGAAUUGCGAGGAGAAAAUACUCCGCUCGAGGAAGCCUUAUCCGAAGUAGCGUGGGUCGCAGGGAGCGUCUACGCCCUACGGUUCGUGCUCGACCUCUGGUUAAGGGCGCCGCUGCACUGGGGGACGUUGAUCGAUGUUGAGGACUUGCCGUUUUGCUGCGGGGGGGGGAUUUCCAGGCUGAGAGGGGCGCUAUUCGGAAGGCGUUCGCCAUCAGCAACAACACUGCCAGCAGAACCACCGCAACUUGGGACCACGCCACAGGCGACGCCAAUGUCGCCACGGCGUGCUGGCUUUUGGCCUCGGUAG
Molecule: messenger RNA, 1635 nt
Organism: Ectocarpus sp. CCAP 1310/34
Lineage: Eukaryota; Phaeophyceae; Ectocarpales; Ectocarpaceae
Source: the annotation of a GenBank genome assembly